Messenger RNA from Lodderomyces margitis, 1950 nucleotides. It is a transcript of the gene GAC1, whose product is annotated as protein phosphatase regulator. Gene Ontology annotation, cellular component: protein phosphatase type 1 complex. The coding region runs from base 1 to 1950 and encodes 649 amino acids. Lineage: Eukaryota; Fungi; Ascomycota; Pichiomycetes; Serinales; Debaryomycetaceae. Gene Ontology annotation, biological process: regulation of glycogen biosynthetic process. The transcript has a single exon. The record is from RefSeq and is a predicted model, not a curated record. Gene Ontology annotation, molecular function: protein phosphatase 1 binding; glycogen binding.
AUGUCUACCAUUGUAACAAUAGAUCCAUCACAUACAUACUCCAUCAGUCCACCUUCAUCAACCACAUGUUCAUCACGUUCCUCCUCACCAGUAGCUUCAUUUUAUCAAAAUUCAUCUACAACAACAUCUGCAUCAUCAUCAACUGAUUCUUUGGAUACUGUCAAGUCAACUACUUCGACUUCAACAAUUAAAUUGUUGCCACCUUCGUCGUCUGAAUCAAUUACUAUCCCAAUACUGCGCACUCCAACACCAUCCUCAUUGCUGCUGUUGCUGCAACAAUCGCAACAGUCACAACAGCAACCACAGGCAUCACAAUCAAAGUUUAAGCUUCCAAACUAUUAUGUACCACCAGCUAAACUUGUUCAUCCCACCAUUGCUGUAACUUCACCACCACCACAAACACCAUCAACUACAAAUGCAUCUACAUCCACAUCUACAUUGCAGCUGGCUGCUUCACUUACAGUUAAACCACCAUUGUUACGCAAGAAAUCAGGUGAAUUGAUUAAAUCAUCACUUAAACUACCAGGAUUACUCCAACGUUCCGUCUCCUCACCACAUAUAUCAAGUGAUAAUGAACUAGGCGGGAUUGUUUCCCCUCGCAAACUGGUUAGAUUUGCAUCAAGAUUAAUCAAUGUCCGUAUGUUUGAUGGCUGUGAUACACCUGCUUCUGUAUCCAGUGCUGGUUCACCCAUUGAUUCGCCAGAGGAAGGUGAAGCAGAGCAGGAUUACUUUUACAAAUUUGGUAAACAAUCAACUGGGGCAACAGCCAGUGAUGGGCUCUUUGAUUUAUCAGUUCCUGCUUUUGAAGAUUUUGAGUUUAGUAAAUUUACCAACAAGACCACCAAUUUUGACUGGAAUUUCAAUUUUUCCAAACCAAAGGAUGAAGUUAAGGAGUAUAGGUUGACAUCACACAAUAUCCCAUCUACCAACAUCACUACCAACACCACCACCACUACCACCACCAGUAAGACAAAUUCUUCUUCCAAUGAAAAGAUUUGGAUGACUUCAGCAUACUUGUUGAAGGUGAACAACAAGACAUACUUAUGUGGAUGGUUAAAUGUGGUGAAUAUAGCAUUUAGCAAGGAAAUCAAUUUGAAAUUGACAAUUGACAAUUGGGCGUCGAGCAUCAUUGUUGGCGGCAUCACCAAGUAUCAAAAAAGCCUUGACUCGGUAUUGGAUCAAUUCAAAUUUAUGUUGGAUCUUGAACUGUUUAACAUCACUACUGAAAAGACCAUUGAAUUGUGUCUUGAAUAUAAUACUAAUGGACAAACAUAUUGGGGUAACAAUAUGCACCAGAAUUACAAGUUCAACAUUGAACGCAAAAUUCAGAAACCAGUAGGUAAUAAUGCAUCGCAAACUGGUGCUCAGCAAAAACAAAGACUGAGACUGAAACUGGCCCUGGGUCUGGGUCUGGCACUUAACAACCAUAAGCAAUCUAUUAAUUCAUCAGGAUAUGAAGAGAUUUGUACCAAAUUAGUCAAUCAUAAAUCAACCUUGGCUUUGAAUUUCGCCAAUGAUGAAUUUUCCUUUAGACCCAGUUUGAAAAAGAGUUUUUCUGCUAGUGAUAUAGCUAGUAGCAAUACGGGGGCAACUAGUACCAGUUAUGGAACACCAAGGUAUUCCAAUAGACAACGUCAAAAGGAGAAUAACAACAACAACAAAAAGCAAGGUAGAGGAGCUAUGGAUAGUACACCUAGCUCCAAUGGUGGAGGAAUCAAAGAUAUGACCUAUGCUGAUAUUUUGCAAAAGUAUUGUUUUGCCGGAACUCCCCCCGCCGCGACUCACACUACGGCGACAAAUGUGUCUGCUGCCAGUGUAACGUCUAGUGCACCAACUAGUUCACAUUCUAGUCCAUUGUUAAGACCUUCAUCUCCAUCUUCAUCCUCGUCUUGUCCUUCACCUCCAGUCGCUGCUAUUGCCGCACCCACUCAAACAAGCAUUUACAUCUAG